Molecule: messenger RNA, 4217 nt
Organism: Acanthopagrus latus (yellowfin seabream)
Lineage: Eukaryota; Metazoa; Chordata; Actinopteri; Spariformes; Sparidae
Product: NACHT, LRR and PYD domains-containing protein 3-like
Exons: 7
Coding region: 428-3589 (1053 amino acids)
Molecular function (GO): protein binding
Source: RefSeq, a predicted model, not a curated record
UUCUGUGAUCAUGCUUGAGUUGCCAGCAUACAAUUUAUGGAUCUAUGAAUUUACAGAAUACCACAUAUUAAGAAAUGCAUGAAAAAUACUAUUAAUACAGUUUGAAAUGUUACAAGUGGCAAUUCAUAAUUUGUAAUGGUAAACAGUAGGCCUAUGUCAUGUCUCCAGUUUAUAGCAUAAUCAGGAAUGACAUUAAGAUAAGUAUGGCUUAAUACUAUCAGCUAAUUUUUAGGCCUGUACUUGGAAAUUAGACUGUAAUAAAUAUUACUUAUGGUGGUCUUCAAUUAUUUUGCAUCAUUUUUGCUGUUCUUUCUGUGCCCCACAUCAUGCAUUAGUUAUGGAAUAAAAAAGAAAAGCAAAGGUUGAAACCAGAAGGAAGGUUGUGUCUUAUAACAAUUUAUCGUUUGUAUCUUUACAGAGAGGGCAGAUGGCAACACCUAAACAGAUCAUCUUCAGAACUUUAGAGAAUCUGGGAGAUGAGGACUUUCAAAAAUUCAAGUGGCACCUUCAGGGAGCCCUGGAGGGCUUCCCAGCAAUCCCAAAAUGUCGACUGGAGAAAGCAAACAGGAUGGACACAGUGGAUCAGAUGGUGCAGACCUACUGUAUAAACACCACCAAAGUGACCAGAAUGGUUUUGGGGGAGAUUAAUCAGAAUGAUCUGCGGGAUCAAUUAUCAAACACCAUCUCAGAACCUUCAGAGAUUCUCUCUGAGUGCCAGCUCAAACUCAAAACCAACCUGAAGAAGAGGUUCCAAUGUGUGUUUGAGAAAAUCACAAAAGCAAGUAGUUCAAAACCUCUACAUGAGAUCUACACUGAGAUCUACAUCAUGAUGGAAGAAACGGGAGAGGUCAACAUGGAACAUGAGGUCAGACAGAUUGAAACAGCAACCUGGAAACCACCAACACUGGAAACAUCAAUCAGAUGUGAGGACAUCUUUAAAGCCAUAACUGGAGGAGAUGAUCCAGUCAGAGCAGUGUUGACACAGGGAGUGGCUGGCAUCGGGAAAACAGUCUUAACACAGAAGUUCACUCUGGACUGGGCUGAAGACAAAGCCAACCAGGACAUACAGUUCACAUUUCCAUUCACUUUCAGAGAGCUGAACGUGCUGACAGAGAAAAAGUUCAGCUUGGUGGAACUUGUUCAUCACUUCUUCACUGAAACCAAAGAAGCAGGAAUCUGCAGGUUUGAAGAGUUCCAGGUUGUGUUCAUCUUUGACGGUCUGGAUGAGUGUCGACUUCCUCUGGACUUCCACAACACUGAGAUCCUGACUGAUGUUAGAGAGUCCACCUCAGUGGAUGUGCUGCUGACAAACCUCAUCAGGGGGAAACUGCUUCCCUCUGCUCGCCUCUGGAUAACCACACGACCUGCAGCAGCCAAUCAGAUCCCUCGUGACUGUGUUGCCAUGGUGACAGAGGUCAGAGGGUUCACUGACCCACAGAAGGAGGAGUACUUCAGGAAGAAAUUCAGAGAUGAGGAGCAGGCCAGCAGAAUCAUCUCCCACAUCAAGACAUCACGAAGCCUCCACAUCAUGUGCCACAUCCCAGUCUUCUGCUGGAUCACUGCUACAGCUCUGGAGAACAUGUUUAAUGUGAGAGAGGGAGGAGAGCUGCCCAAGACUCUGACUCAGAUGUACAUCCACUUUCUGGUGGUUCAGUCCAAAGUGAAGAAUGUCAAAUAUGAUGGAAAAUCUGAGAGAGAUCCACACUGGACCCCAGAGAGCAAGAAAAUGAUUGAGUCUCUGGGAAAACUGGCUUUUGAGCAGCUGCAGAAAGGAAACCUGAUCUUCUAUGAAUCAGACCUGACAGAGUGUGGCAUCGAUAUCAGAGCAGCCUCAGUGUACUCAGGAGUGUUCACAGAGAUCUUUAAAGAGGAGAGUGGACUGUACCAGGACAAGGUGUUCUGCUUCAUCCAUCUGAGUGUUCAGGAGUUUCUGGCUGCUUUUCAUGUCCAUCUGACAUUCAUCAACUCUGAAGUCAAUCUGCUGGCAGAACCAACAUGGUGGUCUAAACUAUUUAGGAGUAAAUCUAAACCUACUCAUCUCUACCAGAGUGCUGUGGACAAGGCCUUACAGAGUCCAAAUGGACACCUGGACUUGUUUCUCCGCUUCCUCCUGGGUCUUUCCCUGGAGACCAAUCAGAAUCUCCUACGAGGUCUGCUGACAAAGACCAGAACAAUCUCAGAAAACAAACAGGAAACAGUUGAGUAUAUCAAGAAGAAGAUCAGUGAUAAUCUGUCUCCAGAGAGAAGCAUCAAUCUGUUCCACUGUCUGAAUGAACUGAAUGAUGGUUCUCUAGUGGAGGAGAUCCAACAGUACCUGAGUUCAGGAAGUCUCUCCACAGAUAAACUGUCUCCUGCUCAGUGGUCAGCUCUGGUCUUCAUCUUACUGUCAUCGAAAAAUGAUCUCUGCAUGUUUCACCUGAAGAAAUACUCUGCUUCAGAGGAAGCUCUUCUGAGGCUGCUGCCAGUGGUCAAAGCCUCCAACAAAGCUCAGCUGAGUGGCUGUAAUCUGUCAGAGAGAAGCUGUGAAGCUCUGUCCUCAGUUCUAAGCUCCCAGUUCUCUAGUCUGAGAGAGCUGGACCUGAGUAACAAUGACCUGCAGGAUUCAGGAGUGAAGCUGCUGUCAUCAGGACUGAAGAGUCCACACUGUGAACUGGAAACUCUCAGGCUGAGUGACUGUAACCUGUUAAAGAGAAGCUGUGAAGCUCUGUCUUCAGUUCUCAGCUCCCAGUCCUCUAGUCUGAAAGAGCUGGACCUGAGUAAAAACAACCUGCAGGAUUCAGGAGUGAAGCAGCUGUCUUCUGGAUUGGAAAGUCAAUGCUGUAAACUGGAAACUCUCAGACUGUCAGGUUGUCUGAUCACAGAGGAAGGCUGUUCUUCUCUGGCCUCAGCUCUGAGCUCCAACCCUUCUCAUCUGAGAGAGCUGGACCUGAGCUACAAUCAUCCAGGAGACUCUGGAGUGAAGCUUCUGACUGCUGGAGUGGAGGAUCCAGACUGGAGACUGGAAACCCUCAGGCUGGACCAUGGUGGAGAACAGAGACUGAAACCUGGUCUGAAGAAGUAUUUCUGUGAACUCACAGUCGACACAAACACAGUGAACAGAAAACUCAAACUGUCUGACAACAACAAGAAAGUGACAUAUGUGAGAGAGAAGCAGCCAUAUCCUGAUCAUCCAGAGAGAUUUGACUACUGGUCUCAGCUGCUGUGUAGAACUGGUCUGACUGGUUGCUCUUACUGGGAGGUCGAGUGGAGAGGAUGGGUUUACAUAGCAGUGACUUACAGGGUAAUCAGAACAGAUUGUUUGUUUGGAUGGAACGAUCAGUCCUGGAGUCUGGACUGUUCUGAUCGUGGUUAUUUUGUCUGGCACAAUAACAGAAGAACAGUCCUCCCUAUCUCCUCCUCCUCCUCCUCCUCCUCCUCUGGUAGAGUAGCAGUGUAUGUGGACUGUCCUGCUGGCAUUCUGUCCUUCUACAGAGUCUCCUCUGACUCACUGAUCCACCUCCACACCUUCAACACCACAUUCACUGAACCUCUUUAUCCUGGGUUUGGGUUGGUUGACUUCCGUUCCUCAGUGUUUCUGUGUUCAGUGUAGGAGGAAGAGUCUCCUCCUGUGAACACAAACACAGUACUGGCUGAAGACGACUGCUGAAAUAUGUCCUCUGUGAGACACAAACCACUUCAGUUUAUAUUGUUUCACUUUGGGAUUCAUUUUGUUGUGAUGAAACGAGUCGUGGUCAAACAUCCUCAUUUGGUUUUGUCAUCAGAACUCAGUGACUCAGCUGUUGAGCUCUCAUAUGUAUCUUCUUAUUGUGACAGAUAUAAAUUGUGUCCAGCUCGUCUGAUUUGACCUGUCUGUUGGCCCAUCAGCUCCUGCUGUUAAAGUGGGAAAAUGCCAACAGGUAAAUAAGAGAUCAUCUCAUUUUCCAUAAGAGAAACUGUGACCACUGGAGGGCAGACAUGUCAGGUACUCUACUGAAGUUUCUGUUAUUAGGAUACUUCUUCUCUAUAGAACUUCAAUAAAGAGAGUCAGAUCAGGGAGAACAUCAUGUUUUGUUGCUGUCGCCACCAACUCAGCUGGAAAAUGUCCCAACCUCUCGUUAAAAAUAUCCAGCGCUUUCAUGCUCACAGACGUGGAAACGCAGACAUGAACUAUGGUCUCUGACUUCACAGAGCUGCAAAACCAGCAUCCCCUCCACCUCCUGACAUGAUAGUCAGUUCAG